UCUUGACAUCUUCGGUAUAAAACAGCGGAGACGAAAAGUUCAACAAAACAGUCCAGGAAGGACAUUUCAACAUGAAAUGCGAGAAAAUGUACGGUCACCCGUUACUGAUGAAUGUUACUGGUAUAAAAGGAAGUCUUCGUCCCUUCAGCUGUGGGCACCAGUGUAAAGAGUGCAAGAAGCCAUUCAAGUUUUCCAAGUUUAAUGCAGUAACUGUGAAAGAUUGUAAAGCUAAAUGCAACCAAACUGACCCGUGUGAAAAAGGAUGCGAGUUUCUUCAAAGCGUUAUGAAUUCAGAUGAUAGAUCGGGUGGCAUCUGGUAUGACACAAGGAACAUCACUUCCAGAGGACCGUACCUUUUCUGUCGUACGUCAACAGAGUUAUUGGUUAACUUUGAGUUUCGUCUUGUCGCCGAGAGCGCUGCUGGAUUUGAGCCCGUUACCUUCAUUAUCUUUGUAAAGACGACGACGCAAGAUUGGUACAUACUAACACUGUCUUCAGAGCUUCCAUUCUAUGCAAAUGAUCUUCAUAAAGGCUUUAAAAUGCAAGUAGCUUUUGCCAUGGUAACAUCAAAGGGACUACACUCUGCACAAGAUUUUAAAAAAUUCCGCAAUAUUAGCAAAUGGAUGUCGACGUUGAGUGAUGAAGAUCCUAUAGACCCUCCUAGGGACGUGAACGUUGAUUUGAAACCAGCAGGCAACAAAUUUGAGGCCCAUGUGACUUGGGGUUUGGCGCCGCACAGCAAAACAUGUGACUACAUGAUUGACUGGCGAGCUAAUGAGGAAGAUCACUGGAAUAUUGAAAGUUAUGAACUUGAUCGACAUAAGCAUCAUGUAGGUACAAAGAUGUAUUAUGUGCUACAAGGUUUAUUGCCAAACGAGAAUUACACUAUAGAUAUCAUAUCCACCACUUCUGAUGACAAAGAAAAUAAAAGCACCGUCUAUAUUGUUACUCCAUCCUUGAUCCUUGGUCCACCAGAGAACCUAACCUUGGUCAACGUCAAACACCUGUCACGCAAUACGUCAAAAGCUGUGGUCACGUGGUGGCCGCCACAUAAUAUAUUCUCUACAGAUCAUAUACAAGAAUACAGAUUAACGUGGAGAAAGAUUCCCAUCCUAGUAGGACAAAUGUCCGAACCUCAUAGUGAUUCUACAAAAUUACCACCAGAAAACACCAGUUUUCAAUUGGUUGGUCUUCACAAUGGUUUCCCUUACAUCUUUACGGUAGCAGCAGUAUCACCAAUGACAGGGAAAGGAGAGGAAGCGAAACUCUUUUUUAACACCUCAGGUCCUCCUGUUCGCGGUAUCAAAUACGCCCAAUCUUCACCUACUCAUAAGGCGGGCACGCCCUUCCCAUAUCUGGUGACAGCACUCGUGCUGAUAACUGUACUUGCCUGCUUCUUCGGUGCCACCUAUUUAUACAUCAAGAAGAAAUACGGAAGUAUAUCCUCAGCUGUGCAGCAGAUGCAAGUUCAGUAUAUCAACAGCAGAGCUAUGUUGUUAUUUAACGGAGGCACGUUUUCGUCGGAUCUCCUUACCAUUGAGCCUGAUGAAUGGGAAGUGGAAUACAGCAGUGUUGCCUUCGGACAGCAGAUCGGCGAAGGAGCUUUUGGAACUGUUUCCCAAGCCACCGUUAUCGGCUUGAUGGGUUUUCCAGUACUUAAGGAAGUUGUUGUUGCUGUCAAGAAAUUAAAAGCAAACGCAAACGUGGAAGACCGGCGGAACUUCCUCACAGAGAUAUCACUGAUGAAAAGCAUCGGCAAACAUCUGAAUAUUGUCAGCAUGCUGGGAUGUGUGACGAGUAGCGGCCCGCUAUGUCUUAUCACCGAGUACUGUCCUCAUGGAGAUCUCAGGAACUACCUCAGACUCAUUCGGGAUAAGAAAAAGAAUCCGCACUUUGUUCUGCCCAGUGACUUUGUGAGCCCCGUCUUCAAAAGGAAAGCACUGCAUAGUAAUAAAGGAUCAAAGAGUCCAAGUCCGGUGAAAAAACUUAAGCAAGCUUUCUCUGCAAGCUGCCUUCAGGUUCAAAAUAGUGACGAUGAGAAUCAGCCUGAAAACACUGAGGGAACAUUCAUGUCAAGCUACGAUUUAAAACCUCGUGAGACGGACAGCAAUCACAGCCUGUUGUCUUCAGUCAGCUGUCUGUGCAACGAUGCAUGCAAUUGUUCUGUCCAGCCGGUGCAUGGAAAUGACUACGUGAACCGCCAACGCAGUUGGAGCCAUGAAUCAUCUUCUUCCGCACCUAUGAAAAAUCUAAGAAUUCCUCUAAAGAUCGGAACGUCAGUUCCUUCAACCCCCCUAAAUCUCUCUCCCAGUGCCACGCCAAUUCUCUCGGGAAGUACAAGCAAAGGCAGCUCAGUUCAGGCGGGUGGUUUCAUGCUUGAAGAGAAGAGAGAUGACAUCUGCAUCGUGGUCACAGACGCUGAUCCAAAUCUAAACCCCUGGGGUAACACAAGAAAAGUUUCCGCUGGGGAAAAGUGGAUGGCGAAUUUUGUACCAGUAACCGAGCAAGAGAAGAAUGAACAAAACUCCCCGAAGAAAAGAUCGUCUACUCUGAGUCCAUCUAAGAGUGAGGAGCGACUGCGGAAUGAAAACAGAAGGAGAAGCCUUGAAGAAGACAUGAGGGAAGAACUAACACAGAAAGUCCUCCUGUCAUUUGCAAGACAGAUAGCCGUGGGCAUGGAAUACUUGUCACAGAAGAAAUUCAUUCACCGCGAUCUGGCAGCGCGUAAUAUUCUUGUCUGCGAUGAUAAUCUUGUGAAGAUAUCUGACUUUGGCCUGACCAGAGAUGUUUACGAGAGUUGUGAAUACCAAAAGGCCCAGAGUGCAGGAAAACUUCCCAUCAAGUGGAUGGCGAUUGAAUCUCUCUUCGACAAUAGUUAUACCACGCAAAGCGAUGUGUGGUCGUACGGCAUUGUGCUCUGGGAAAUCAUUACUCUGGGUGGUUCUCCCUAUCCUGGUAUAUCAGGUCGAGAUAUUCAUAAGCUAAUCAAGAAUGGAUACAGAAUGGAGAGACCGGAGACGUGCAGUCAGCAGAUCUACCAAAUCAUGUUAUCCUGUUGGAGAGCUAAUCCUGAAGAAAGACCAAGCUUCACAGAUCUGAGAAACGAGCUCGAGAAACUGCUAGAAGAACAGGGGGACGAACAAUACAUAAGUGUCAACUGCGCUGAUUUUGAUGAUUACUGCGCUCUGGUUGGAAACCAGAGCAGCUCAAGUGAAAACGAAGAACUUGCCUUGCUCACGAGUGAUCAAAGUACGGCGAUAUAGACAUAUACGCGCACAAAUGCCCAGGAUUUAUAAAAUGAAGCAGUCUCAACAAAACACUACUAUCGAUAUAAGUGAGACAAAGCAUGUACUUGGAAAUAGUUUUUAAAAAUCAGUUAGUCAGCCUUUGCCUCCUCUACGAACCUAAUGGUGCAUUAAGGGGUCUUUUCCUAAGGUUGGGAUAAUCUGGGGUUUAGUGAUUAAAUCUGCGGUAAAUGUCACCAGAAAUUCCAAUCAGAAUUAGAGCGGAGGAGCCAAUAAGAUCUCAAAAUAAUUCGAAGAGAAACUCGCUUCAAACGCGAGAAAUGACAGUGAUCAAGUUGCCAAUGAUUUACUCUUGUAUCUGAUUGGGUGAAAGGGUGGCGUGAGUUUGUUCGACCAAUCACAGAGUGAAAGAACAAAAACCAGUGCACCCUCUGUCACCCUUUGUUCAAUUAAUACAGAAAAAGUGGCGCUUCAUAGAGUAGCCUUUGUUAUAUCAUGUAAAUCAUUUUAUGAUAACUUAAAGUUGAAUUGAAAUCGAUAUUUUCGAAUAAUAAUUUCCUUCUCUCUUUCAUCUACUAUGCACCCUGUGAACGUAAAACUUAGCGGAAAAGAUUUAACUGUCCGGCCCGCUAAAAUUAUAUGGUUGUCACUGAUGCAGAAGUCUUUUUAAAUUUGGCGGGCUAUAAAAAGUUUGAGCCAUCGUUUUUCUGUAAAUCGUGUUUAAUUUUUGCAGAUGACUGAGCAAUGAUUACGAGUUUUCAAUCAUUUGAAACUUUUUGACUCUUAGGUUUAAAUAGGGUGAUGGAUUUUACAGGUAACGGUUAAGAUUUUUGCCAUUGUACGAGUUACAAUUAAUUCUUUCGGUCACGGUCAAAAGAAAAACCUUUUACGGUUAACUUUUCACUUUGACGAUCGGUUAAAAUUUGCAAAUUUCACGCCUAACUGUUUCUUUUCCUCUUUUGCCUUUCUAUGGUAAACGGUUAACCUCAUUAAAACCCUCAUAAUAUACAGCAGUGAUAAAAUUAAUGUAAAUAGAUUUAAUGUAAAUAUUAUUCCACAAUAAAGAUGUAAUAAAUAU
Messenger RNA from Pocillopora damicornis (cauliflower coral), 4323 nucleotides. RefSeq lists its product as uncharacterized. The record is from RefSeq and is a predicted model, not a curated record. Gene Ontology annotation, biological process: cell surface receptor protein tyrosine kinase signaling pathway; multicellular organism development; protein phosphorylation. Gene Ontology annotation, cellular component: plasma membrane; signaling receptor complex. Gene Ontology annotation, molecular function: ATP binding; transmembrane receptor protein tyrosine kinase activity; protein binding. NCBI's taxonomy places the organism in Eukaryota, Metazoa, Cnidaria, Anthozoa, Scleractinia, Pocilloporidae.